Molecule: messenger RNA, 2003 nt
Organism: Tinamus guttatus (white-throated tinamou)
Lineage: Eukaryota; Metazoa; Chordata; Aves; Tinamiformes; Tinamidae
Gene: SOCS5
Product: suppressor of cytokine signaling 5
Biological process (GO): cell surface receptor signaling pathway via JAK-STAT; positive regulation of proteasomal ubiquitin-dependent protein catabolic process; intracellular signal transduction
Cellular component (GO): phosphatidylinositol 3-kinase complex
Molecular function (GO): 1-phosphatidylinositol-3-kinase regulator activity
Source: RefSeq, a predicted model, not a curated record
GGAACCUAGCAGGCUCAUGCUGAGGUAUAUUCUUGAGACAAGAUACAGUGACUCAUAUGCUUUGCUGGAUCAUCUAAUCCAUGGAUAAAGUGGGAAAGAUGUGGAACAAUUUCAAAUACAGAUGCCAGAACCUCUUCAGUCAUGAAGGUGGAAGCCAGAAUGAAAAUGUACUUGUGAACUCCAGCAGUUGUUCGUCAGUUAAAGAGAAAGCUGUCCAGAUAACUGAUGUGGCUCAGCAGCAGCCCAGCAGCCCUCUGAGAGAAAACAUUGCUUUGCAGUUAGGCUUGAGCCCUUCAAAGAAUUCGGCAAGGCGAAACCCAAACUGUGUCAAUUCCUGCUCUACCAAAACCCAGAGCUCCUUGGAUACCGAGAAGAGGUUUGGCAGAACACGAAGCAGUUUGCAGAGGAGGGAGAGAAGGUAUGGGGUGAGUUCCGUCCAUGAUAUGGAUACGGUAUCAAACAGGACAGUAGGGAGCCGUUCUCUGCGGCAGCGUCUACAAGAUACUGUUGGUCUAUGUUUUCCCAUGAGAACUUACAGCAAACAAUCCAAACCUCUAUUUUCUAACAAAAGAAAAAUCCAUCUCUCUGAACUAAUGCUUGAGAAAUGCCCUUUUCCUGCAGGCUCAGAUCUGGCUCAGAAGUGGCAUCUCAUUAAGCAACACACAGCUCCCGUGAGUCCACAUUCAACCUUCUUUGAUACGUUUGAUCCUUCCUUGGUCUCUACAGAGGAUGAGGAGGACAGGCUCAGAGAGAGACGUAGACUCAGUAUCGAAGAAGGGGUUGACCCCCCUCCCAAUGCCCAAAUACACACUUUUGAAGCUACAGCACAGGUUAAUCCAUUAUAUAAACUAGGACCAAAGUUAGCCCCCGGUAUGACUGAGCUGACGGGGGACAAAAACGUGCCACCGCCAGGAACUUGCGACUCGGAAGAGGACACGACUUGCCUUCAGUCGCGCAGGCAGAAGCAGCGCCAGGCGUCGGGGGAGAGCCACGGCCACGUCAGCAGGCAGGGCGCGUGGAAGGUGCACACUCAGAUCGAUUACAUCCACUGCCUCGUGCCAGACCUGCUCCAGAUCACGGGGAACCCCUGCUACUGGGGCGUCAUGGACCGCUACGAGGCGGAAGCGCUUCUGGAGGGCAAGCCCGAGGGCACCUUCCUGCUCAGGGACUCGGCGCAGGAGGACUACCUCUUCUCGGUGAGCUUCCGCCGCUACAACCGCUCCCUGCACGCGCGCAUCGAGCAGUGGAACCACAACUUCAGCUUCGACGCCCACGACCCCUGCGUGUUCCACUCCUCCACGGUCACGGGCCUCCUGGAGCACUACAAGGACCCCAGCUCUUGCAUGUUCUUUGAACCGUUACUCACUGUGUCCCUGAACAGGACCUUCCCUUUCAGCCUGCAGUAUAUCUGCCGGGCGGUGAUCUGCAGGUGCACUACGUACGACGGCAUCGAUGACCUUCCUCUACCUUCAAUGUUGCAAGACUUUCUAAAGGAGUAUCACUAUAAGCAAAAAGUCAGGGUGCGAUGGUUGGAGCGGGAACCCAUUAAAACCAAGUAAAAGGAACCCAGAGUCCCCAAUAAGCUCACAGAAUACGCUCUUUUUUUGUGUGCGUGUGUGUGUGUUACAGUUUAACUGCAGCAAGUGCACCGACGACGUCUAGCUUUUUUGCUAUAUCCUAUUUAAGCUCAGUGUUAGUAUCCUGUCAGAUGCUGCCUGCUGUUAAUCAGACUAAAUUGUGAUGCCUCUUGGAAACAAUAAGCAGACACAAUUCUGCACGUCUUUCAUUUAGGCCUAAUUAAAGUAUUUUUGCUAAUUUCUAAAUAUUUUGUUUCCCUUUUAUAGCUGUAGUAAUUGGAUGAAGAAACUAUGAGGCAUUUUCCAUGGGGCAUUCAUGCUAGGCUAAUAAAGAUGUUAUUAGAGGAGCAUUUUUGCUAAUAUUUGAAGUAUUUUUUUAAAGAAUUUUCUCACUACCUUUCUGCUACUCAAAGUACUAAUUUAGCU